CGGCUAGCAGCUUUAAACGUAUCAGCUUUUUAAUCAUCAAAUCAGACUGAAGGACGGAACUGUCCGUUUUAUAAAUGGUUGUUUAUAUCAGUAGGUGGCGGAAAUGCACCUUUUGUUGGUUUGCCAACCGCCAUAAAACGACAAAGAAGAAGAAGAAGGUGAAGUUGGUGUUGUGUGUACCGUUUUUUUAUCCGUAUGUUAGACAGUUUAUUGGUUUGCUGCGAUGGAUACCUCGCAAAACACUUUAAACAUCACCUUUGAAGACGAUCCAGAAAUACAGACUUUCAUGUUUAGUUUUGCUGGUGUUAGGAUUUGCUCAAACAACUUAAGGACGCCAAAACUGAACUACAAGUUACUAAAAACGAGUUGGAGCAAGUGAACAAAGAUGUCAACUCAUGCAGAGAGGAGAUGGACCGGAGGAUGAUGAUGAUGGUCCAGGUGGACGAAGGCCUGUGGAAUUCACUUCUUGAACUGGAUGCUGUUAUGAAGGAGAAGAAAAGGCUUGCCAGUCAGUUACAAGAAUUAACUUUGUCAAGGACCAUAGAGUCAAAGCAAGCUCUUCUGAGAAGUUUGCAGAAGGAGGAAAGCCACCUGCUGGAGCAGGAGCGUAAUCUAAAGAUCAGACGAGAUCAGCUGAGGAAAGCAUUAGGUUUGAAGAAACAUUUGCUAGAGGAAGGUGCAGCAUAUCAUAAACUCAAAUUAUCCAAAGUUUUGGAGGCUACAAUUACUAGAUGUACUGAAUAACAUAUGUUGACAUGUAACCAUUCCAGUUUCACAGUGUGAAAAUCCCGUUAAACCAAGCUCACCCAGCCAGAGUAAGCCUACUGUAAAGCCAGUGAGUAAAAGAGGGAAACGGAAGUGAACACAACAUCCUCUGAAUUCACAAUAUGGAAAUAAAGCUACGUUCAUUUUCUGUUGUGUACAAUUAUGAUGCAAUACAUUUUAAAAAUAAAGUGGCAUCUUUGUUUAUGUUUUGUGAAGUUAAGCUGCUGUAAACUUAAAAAAAGGUGACUUGUUUUGUAAAAUUGAGAUUAAAUAAACUAAACAUUUUUUGUGAAAUUAAGCUGCAAUAAACUUGGAAAUUUAAAAAAGCUAAAAUUUGUUUCCAUUUUUUAAAUGUAAGUUGCAGUAAACUUGGAAAACAAAAAAGCAACACCUUUUUGUUUCUAUUUUGUGAAAUUAAGCUGCAACAACAAACUUAAAAAAUAAUAAGUGAUGUCUUCUAAGCACAAUUUAGUGUGUCUAUACUGUUUAUUGGGGGUCACUGCUGAAAAUGGAAGAUGUGUGACGUUUCAACGAUGUUCAUUGACAGAUAAAUCACUGACAACAUUAAGCACCGAACCAGAAAAACGCAAAAGCUGCAACAAAACGGCAGUAUUUAAUUGAUAGAUGUUUAAUCUUAAUUUAAAAAACAAUCUGAAUGUUACACAGUGAGUAAAAUGUGUAAGUGGACGUUUGCACUGAACGGUUAGUGUUUUGAUAUUUGUCGGCCACCGUAGAGCACAAACACAUGCGGAAUCUGAUACAUGUCAUUCCAACUCAAUCGAACUUAAAAUAAAAACUCAAAUUGUCAGUGCCCAGUGUCUCAGCCAGCGGGGUAAAUAAAUGUACUUUUAUCCUUUUAAGUAUUAAUUUAACCGGAUGUUUCAGAGCAGUAUUAUCUUUAGCCUAUAGCAUGUGCGGAAUCAGGCUCUGGGGAUUUUUGGUGGUGUGUUUUUUCGACUCAGUCAUGGCAUCACCGGAGUUUCGGUCUGUGUUUACACUGUGUGUAGAUCAAAAUGUCACUGCAGGGCUGAGAGAGGUGUCAGGACUGCUGGGCCAUCAGGAACCUCUCCCGUCCACUGCUGCUUCCUCCAGUGAGGAUGGAAGAUCAAGAGAGACUGCAACAGUCGGAGAGGUGUCAGACAAGAUGUUCUGCUCAACUUGCCAGUGUCCUUUUGAGAGUCGUGAUGAGCAGAUGGAGCACUACAAACUUGACUGGCACCGCUUUAACCUGAGACAGCGUCUGGAAGGAAGAUCUGCGGUCACAGUGGAUGAGUUUGAGAAGAAGACUGGUACAGGUGAUAUUUCAAGCAUUUCUGGUUCAGAUUCAGACAGUGAAGAUGGGGUUCUUGGAGAUGAAGUGACCCCUGAGGAGACAGCCAACACUAUGGACACAGAUCAGUCCUCAUAUCGACUUUCUACUAAAGUUGUCUUUCAAAACAUGCAGGGAGAGUAUCUAUCAUUGUAUCGAUGUGUUCUGCAAAGCAAGAAAGACAAUGAAGAAGACGUGGUUUCCUCUUUACUGAAAAUAUCGAACAACACUAUUUGGGUCAUUCUGAUGACUGGUGGUGGACACUUUGCUGGAGCAGUUUUUAAGGGAAAAGAGAUUCUUCAACAUAAGACGUUCCACCGGUAUACGGUGAGAGCAAAACGAGGGACUGCGCAGGGACUGAGAGAUUCUCAGAACCGCAGCCAUACGCCUAAAUCUGCAGGGGCUGCCCUCAGACGCUACAACGAGACCGCACUGGUUAAGGAUAUUCACGAUCUUUUGGAAAGCUGGGCAGAAUAUUUAAAGGAAGCAAAUGCCAUCUUCCUACGAGCACCAAGUUACAACAAGACCAUAUUUUUGGGGGGUCGUGGAGCUCCCUUGGAUAAAAAAGACAGGAGAGUCCGUGUAUUUCCAUUUGCCACUCGCAGAGCCACAUUUAGUGAAAUCCAGCGAGUCUUUGAUCUGCUCUCAACUCUACAUGUUUAUCACAAAGACACUGAAAUCUCCAGUAUUUUGAGUCCAUUGAAGAAAGCGUCAAAGAAGAAAACUGCUAAACCUGUCAGUCAGACAAUCCCUGAGCCAAAUACUAGUGUUCCUGCAGAGACGGAAGAUGUCGAGGAAGGAAGUUCAGGGGAGGAAGACUCGGGAGCUUUAGAGACAGUGGAGGUGACAAUAGGAACCCUGGACCUCAGAGAGCAUGAGGUCUAUCUUAAUAAGAAGAAAAGGAGGAAACGGAAAGAGAAAAGAGAAGAUACAAGCAACAGAGAAAUUACUCUUAAAAAGGCAGAUGAUGAAUCGGUGGAAGAAGGUGACCUUGAGGGUGAUGUUGACUCCACAGAGACUCAAAGAAAGUCAAAGAGCAAGAGAAAACCCAAAGACAAAAAACGGCAGAUAGAAGAAGAUGAAGUUGAUGAGUCGUGGGAAUACAGUUUGAGGGACGCUCUCUACACCGCCAGUAAAACGGGGGACAUUCAAACCUUACGCACCCUCCUGCAGCUGCCAGAGGACCAGGAAGGGAAAAAGGAGGGUGGAGAAAGGACCGCCCAAGACAAUCCUACCUCCGACACCUCUAGGGUUUUAUGUCUUCUUAACAAGCCCAUAGACUCAGCAGGCUUCACUUUACUGCAUGUGGCAUCCGCAGCCGCACAGAAAUCUGUCAUCAGACUGUUAUUGGAUGCAGGAAGUGAUCCGGCCAACAAGGAUAAGAAAGGACAGACUCCAUAUUGUGUUGCUCCUGAGAAAGAUACUCGAAACACAUUUAGAAAAUACAUGGCCGAGCAUCCUCACAAGUAUGACUACACUAAAGCACAGGUUCCUGGACCUCUGACUGAUGAAAUUGAAUCCAAAAAGGCAGAAAAGAAGAAAGCCCAAAAAGCAGCACGGAAACAGAGAGAGAAAGAGCAAAAAGAAGAGAAACUGAAGAAACAGCAAGAGGAGGAGGAAAAGAAGAGGUUCACAGCUCUCAGUGACAGAGAGAAGCGAGCUCUGGCUGCAGAGAGGAGAUUGGCUGAACAUGUGGCCACAACUGGAGUAACACUCGCCAACAUCAAGAGAUGCUUUCAGUGUGGAAAGUCAUUGCUGGGGAAGAUUCCUUUUGAAUAUCUGGACUACUCUUUCUGCACACCUCGCUGUGUCCAAGCCCAUCGCAAAGCCAGUGCUGCUGCCCGGCCCUGACCACUCAGUGUUAGUACAGGGAGAGGUGUAGUGGUAGAAUGGGAGUAAUCGACACAGAUUGUGACCAUACGCCAAUUUACAUGAUCUGGAAGUGGACUGGAUGAGACAACGUUCAUCAAUCUGACAUUUCACAAUGACAAAACGACUGCUGGGAAUUGGAAUAGAACAUGAUUGAUGAAAGGUCAUUACUGAUCUUGAAGAGAACAAAAUGGGCAAAAGAUUAAUAGAAGUAAUUGUGUAAGGUGUCUAGUCCUUGUAAGUCAUUUUGUUUCACUUUUGCGAGUCCUCUUUCUCAGGACACAGACCAACCACAGUGAUUUUUAAAAAUAAGUUCUACAUCUGACAGAUUGUCUGUCUAUGAUGGUUAAGAUUGACAUUUCACAGGGAUUCGAAGCCAUGGCAGUAAAAACAUAAAUAAAAAAACAAGCGCAUUAUUAUAAACCAGCAUAACUUAUGACAAAACCAAAAGGUUGACAGGAA
Messenger RNA from Myxocyprinus asiaticus (Chinese sucker), 4405 nucleotides. RefSeq names its product ankyrin repeat and zinc finger peptidyl tRNA hydrolase 1 (gene ankzf1). The transcript is spliced from 20 exons. Gene Ontology annotation, molecular function: protein binding. Lineage: Eukaryota; Metazoa; Chordata; Actinopteri; Cypriniformes; Catostomidae. The coding region runs from base 1676 to 3925 and encodes 749 amino acids. The record is from RefSeq and is a predicted model, not a curated record.